Nymphaea colorata (pocket water lily) is the source of this 1711-nucleotide messenger RNA. Its product is annotated as 3-hydroxyisobutyryl-CoA hydrolase-like protein 2, mitochondrial. The record is from RefSeq and is a predicted model, not a curated record. The transcript is spliced from 14 exons. Gene Ontology annotation, biological process: L-valine catabolic process. Lineage: Eukaryota; Viridiplantae; Streptophyta; Magnoliopsida; Nymphaeales; Nymphaeaceae. Gene Ontology annotation, molecular function: 3-hydroxyisobutyryl-CoA hydrolase activity. The coding region runs from base 81 to 1286 and encodes 401 amino acids.
UCAGAGCAGAAAAGAGACGCUCAGCUCCAGAACAAACGGUACACUUGACGAAGGCGCAAAGAGGGAACGGUGACGGCGGGAUGCAAAGGUGCAUUGCCUCAACAAGGAGGAGGAUACCUCCUCUCUUCUCUCAAUGCAGGCGCCUCUCUUCUCCUCCCAAUCAAGCCAAGGAUGGAAAUCUCGAUGACCAAGUCUUGGUUGAGGGAAGAUCUUAUUCUCGGACAGCAGUUCUCAAUAGGCCUUCGUCUCUCAACGCCCUAACUACUAACAUGGGUGUUAGGCUCAAAAAGCUGUACGAGGCCUGGGAAGACAACCCUGAUAUUGGUUUCGUUGUGAUGAAGGGCAAUGGGAGGGCAUUUUCUGCUGGUGGAGAUAUUGUCAGCCUUUAUCGAUUAGUGGGUGAAGGAAAAUUUGAUGCCUGUAAGGAGUUCUUUGAUAAGUUAUAUAGUUUCAUCUACCUGCUGGGAACGUACAUGAAGCCACAUGUGGCUCUAUUAGAUGGAAUUACCAUGGGAGGUGGUGCAGGAAUUUCUCUCCCUGGAAUGUUUCGAGUGGCGACAGACAAAACGGUGUUUGCCACCCCAGAAACCCAAAUUGGAUUUCACCCUGAUGCUGGUGCUUCAUUCUACCUUUCACACCUGCCUGGAUAUUUGGGGGAAUACUUGGCGUUAACUGGAGAUAAACUCAAUGGAGCAGAGAUGCUCGCCUGUGGCCUUGUUACCCAUUACUCCCUUAGUGCAAGGCUUAAUUGGAUUGAAGAUCGUCUAGGUAAACUAAUAACUGAUGACCCUUCAGUUAUUGAGACAACUUUGCAACACUAUGGUGACAUUGUUUAUCCAGAAAAGAGAAGCAUUAUCCACAGGAUCGAGAUGGUUGACAAAAUCUUUAGCAAUGAUACUGUUGAAGAGAUUAUAGAUGCUUUGGAAAAUGAGAUUGCUGUGUCCUCGGAUAGUUGGUGCUUUUCAACUCUUAAGAAGUUAAAGGAGGCUUCUCCCUUGAGUUUGAAGGUUUCCUUAAGAUCUAUACGUGAAGGCAGAUACCAAUCUCUUGAUGAAUGCCUAAAACGUGAAUACAGGAUGUCUCUUAAUGGGAUGUCUAAAAGGAUCUCCAGUGACUUUUUUGAGGGUGUUCGAGCUCGACUAGUUGAUAAGGACUAUGCACCCAAGUGGGAUCCUCCUUCCUUGGAUAGAGUGUCCAAGGAUAUGGUGGAUCAGUACUUUGCACCACUUGGGGAAUGCGAACCAGAGCUCCAACUUCCAACUAUGCAGCGUGAAGCCUUUGUGUGAUCCUAAUUGGAACUCAUGUGGUGUUCAGUGUUGCAGUCUUGUAUGCUUUACGGUCACAAACCUGACUGUGGAAGAAGCUGGAGAAGAUGCACCUUUACUUUUGGGAAGUAUUCCUGCUUAGUACUACAGAAGUGAUUAUCAUCGGCGGUCCAUCAGUUUUGUGCCCUUUUAUGGGAUGUGCCUCCCCGUUUAUGUGGAUUGCACAUAUUCUUUCUCAGGCCGCAAUUCCAGAAUUUGCUGAGAAGGAUCAAAGAGGUUGAAAGAUUUUGAAAAUGAAGUGCUUAAUACGGUGAAUCUUGUAUCCAAUUGCAAGUGAUCAUGGAGAAAAUAUUUUAGAAUGGCCUCCUUGUACUUUUUUAAUGCGUCCAAGCAGUUUAUAAUUGCACAUUGGGCUCACUGCAUAUUUAAGUAUGAAACUUAGGACA